CACGCGAGUCACGCGCUCGCGCUCACGUCAACCAGUCACAGUUCUCUCCCUUCGACAACCAUGAAGAUCACCCUCCUCGCACUCGUGGCACUCGCUGCCAUCGCCUCUGCCCACUCGGUCCAGCUCGUCAACGAGUUUGAGGCCUGGAAGGCCCAGCACGGCAAGAUGUACGCGUCGCUUGACGAACACAACGCCCGCCUCUCCAUCUUUGCCGACAACAAGCUUCGCGCCGCGGCCCUCAACGCGCGCUCCCAGACCGCCACCUUUGGCAUGAACGCCUUUGCCGACCUCUCGCCUGAGGAGUUCAAGGCCUCGUUCCUCUCGUCGUCGCCGGCCACCCUCCCGUCGGACUACACCCUCGAUGCGCCCGCGGGCAACAAGGACAUCCCGUCGUCGUACGACUGGCGGACGCACACGCCGCCUGUGGUCAACCCGGUCAAGAACCAGGGCCAGUGCGGUUCGUGCUGGGCAUUCUCUGCGGUUUCGGCCAUCGAGUCGGCCUGGGCCCUCGCCGGCAACCCGCUUGUCUCGCUCUCGGAGCAGAACAUCAUCGACUGCACCCUCAACAACGAGGCGUACUGCAUCAAGUACCACGGCCAGAAGUCGUGCCCCGCCGGCUGCAACGGCGGCCUCCAGCCGGAGGCCUACCUCUACGUCAUGGCCAACCAUGGCAUCGACACCGAGUCGUCGUACCCGUACCAGGCCGUUGACGGCACCUGCGAGUUCAAGUCGUCGUCGGUUGGCGCCACUGUCUCCAACUGGACCUUUGUCUCGACCUAUGAGGCUCCCAACGAGGAGGCCGUCGCUGAGGCUCUCGUCGAGCACGGCCCGCUCGCCAUCGCCGCUGACGCCUCCGAGUGGCAGCUGUACAUGGGCGGCGUGUUUGACCUGCCGUGCGGCCAUUCGCUCGACCACGGCAUUGUCAUCGUUGGCUACGGCUCGAAGAAGACCAUCCUCGGCAAGGAGCACCCGAUCUGGAUCAUCCGCAACUCGUGGGGUGCCUCGUGGGGUGAGAAGGGCUACAUGUACCUCCAGCGUGGUGACAACAAGUGCGGCGUCGCCGACUACGUCACCCGCCCCAUCAUCCACUAAGCUCCUGCUCAUCUGCCUCUGGCUUGCUGGUAAAUUUUCUUUCAUGCCCU
Messenger RNA from Thecamonas trahens ATCC 50062, 1142 nucleotides. RefSeq names its product cysteine proteinase 1. NCBI's taxonomy places the organism in Eukaryota, Apusomonadida, Apusomonadidae. Gene Ontology annotation, molecular function: cysteine-type endopeptidase activity. The record is from RefSeq and is a predicted model, not a curated record. The coding region runs from base 61 to 1092 and encodes 343 amino acids. The transcript has 2 exons. Gene Ontology annotation, cellular component: lysosome.